AUGAAAUUAUCAAACGUCGUUUUAGGUUCUAUUUCACUCGCUUCUCUAUCUACUGCCGCUCCUUUAGAAUCCACUAACCACCAUUUACAUAGAGAAGUUCAAGCCAAAGAUGUUGUAAGGGUUACUGUCACAAGAGUAGUCCAAAAGGGUCUAACAGCUACUGCCACUUUGGAUGGUAAUAAUAAUCCAAUCAUUACAAAGACUACUACAAAGGUAGUAAACGGUAGACAAAGUGGGACUUCAAAAACCACUACUUUGGUCGGUGAUGAAGGCUCCAAUGUCAACGUCUAUGGAUCUUCAGAUGAUAGCAAUGAUGAUAAUGCUAAAGUAACUUCUGCCAGUAAGCAAUCAACUAAACCUGAAGCUACCACUGUUACAAAGAAGCCAUCUUCAAAAGCUACUUCUACAAAAGCUAUUGCAACUUCUACUGCUGCUUCUUCUUCACAAACAGCUUCUUCAGAAGAUGAUGAAUCUGAAGAAUCCACUAGUGAUGCAUCCUCUUUUGAGGAUGGUAAAAUUAAAUGUUCUGAAUUUAUCGGUAAUAUUCCAAACGUUGUAUCAUUGCCACAAUUGCCUUUCGGUGGUUGGGCUUCCUUCAGUGAUAACAAUGGUCAUACUGUUACAGAGUGUGCCCCAGGUAAUUAUUGUUCCUAUGCAUGUGCUCCGGGUUACUCUCCAUCUCAAUGGGCUGAUUAUGAUUUACAACCAUCCUCUGGUUCUACUUUAGGUGGGUUAAUCUGUAAAUCAGAUGGGUACCUAUACAGAUCUCGUCCUUCAGCUUCUGAAUUAUGUGUCAGAGAUGAAUCCACUGCUUUUGCCAAGAGUUCUUUGGGCAAAUCUGUUGCCAUGUGUAGAACUGACUACCCAGGUUCUGAAAAUAUGGCAGUUCCAACUAUAUUAAAUGGUGGUGAUUCAAAUAUCCCAAUUAGUGUUGUAAAUGAAGACACUUUCUUCCAUUGGUUAGGUAAAUCCACUUCAGCUCAAUAUUAUUUGAAUAACGCUGGAGUUUCUCAAGCUGAUGGUUGUAUUUGGGGUAACGAAGCCGACUCUACCGGUAAUUGGUCUCCUUUAAUCUUAGGUGCUGGUAAGACUGGCUCUAUCUCAUACAUUUCAUUAAGUGUUAAUCCAAAUAAUAAUAAAGGUGCUAACUAUAACGUUAAAAUCCAACCUCGUGAUGGUGCAGAUGUUCAUGGUACUUGUGUCUACGAAGAUGGGAAGUUUACUGACGGAUCUGAUGGUUGUACUGUCGCUGUUAUGAGCGGUGUCGUCGACAUUGUCUUUUCUUAA
Henningerozyma blattae CBS 6284 is the source of this 1287-nucleotide messenger RNA. RefSeq names its product SUN domain-containing protein. The coding region runs from base 1 to 1287 and encodes 428 amino acids. The transcript has a single exon. Gene Ontology annotation, biological process: fungal-type cell wall organization. Gene Ontology annotation, cellular component: cell surface; fungal-type cell wall. NCBI's taxonomy places the organism in Eukaryota, Fungi, Ascomycota, Saccharomycetes, Saccharomycetales, Saccharomycetaceae. The record is from RefSeq and is a predicted model, not a curated record.